Messenger RNA from Orycteropus afer afer, 441 nucleotides. Lineage: Eukaryota; Metazoa; Chordata; Mammalia; Tubulidentata; Orycteropodidae. The record is from RefSeq and is a predicted model, not a curated record.
AUGUCUACUCUACUGGAAAAUAUCAUUGCCAUCAUUGACCUUUUCCAUCAAUAUUCAAGUAAAGAUAAGGAAAAUGAAACACUGAGCAAAAAAGAGCUGAAGGAACUUCUGGAAACAGAGUUUCGGCCAAUCCUGAAGAACCCAGACGAUCCAGAUACUGCUGAUGUCUUCAUGCAUGUGCUGGAUAUAGACCACAACCAGAAAGUGGACUUUGCUGAGUUUUUCCUGAUGGUAUUCAAGUUGGCUCAAGCAUACUACGAUUCUAUGAAAAGACAGAACUUGCGAGCAUCGGGUCAAAAGCACAAAAAUAUAGAUCAAGCAGAAGAGGGAAAAAGGAUGAUCGCCAAGCAGAUUCAUCAGAACACUCUACAGAUUCAGCACCUGUACACGGACGGUCAACAGCAGGAUCCAGGACAAAUAGACAUGAUGAAGUCAGUGUGA